AUUGCACUUGACAACCACGACUAGGAAAGCGGCAGAAAUCAGUCGUCGAAAUCGGAGAUUGAGUAGUGAUCGAAGAUCGAGUAGUGUUCGUUCGGAGUAUUUUCGCGCCAAACUACUCCGACAUCGCGGAAGAUCCUUAUGAGAUUACCGCAACAUAUGUUGCGAGUGCUGGUAAACGUCGCGAGUAUCUUUGCGAACGUGCAAGUCACAGAUUUCAUGGAAUCGCCGGCGAUCAAACGGCGUCUCCCACCAUCCGUCCAGCUUGCAAACUGCGAUACAAUCACGCGUUGAUUAUGCAAUUUAGCUACAAUACGUUCCGCGGUCGCGGGACCGUGACUUUUUAUUACUGAUAAACAAGAAGUAAGAUAAAAGAGUAACACGAUUAUGGACUUGCGUCUGCUUUGCGUAAACGCGGUGGUAAAUAAUGUCAAGACGUACAAAUUCGAUGCACGCGAAGAAAAUGACAGGUGCCACAUACUUAAUAGGAUUUUUGUUAUUGAGAGGAGCAGCUGCGUUGACUGUUGAUAUUGAACAUGAUAUUACUGUGCAUAUGAAUCAUAUAACAUCAGUUCCAUUUAACAUAUCUAAUUAUAAUUUAUCAUCAAAAUUGUCCUUAAACGUCACCACUCAGGACAGUAAUAUUGCGACAUCAAGUUUUCAGUUACAACGUGAAAAUGAUUAUUUUGAUGGCAUUUUAAAUAUUACCGGUGUGUUUCUCGGUAGAACAAAAUUAUUAUUUACUUUGGAAGAAAAUGGGAUUAAAGACAGCCAGGAGGUUUCUCAUAUUAUUGUAGUACGAGAAGAACGUACAAUAGAUACCAUAUUCACUGCCAGUGUUGCAAUACUUGUAUCCAUUUUGUAUAUUAAUUUUGGCUGCGCAAUGGAUUGGAAUAUGUGCCGUGAUUCAUUAAAAAAACCAAUAGGUCCAGCUAUAGGAUUCUUUUGCCAGUUUCUGAUCAUGCCAUUGUUAAGUUUUCUCAUUGGAUCUCUUUUAUUUCCUGACCGUCCUGAACUGCAAAUAGGCAUGUUCUUCACAGGAAUAAGCCCAAGUGGUGGUGCUUCCAAUAUUUGGACGGUAUUACUCGAUGGCAAUUUAAAUCUCUCUGUUACAAUGACUACAAUAUGUACCAUUGCUGCUUUUGGAAUGAUGCCGUUUUGGAUCUUCACAUUGGGCAAACGUAUAUUUGCACAGGGAAACCUUACAGUACCCUACCGUCAAAUUGGCACUUUUGUAAUUGGUCUCAUAAUUCCACUGGUUAUAGGAUUUGUUAUCCAAAGAAAACUUCCAAAAGUAUCAAAGAUGUUGGUUCGGAUAAUGAAACCUUUCUCUAUCAUUUUAAUUAUAUUCAUUGCUAUAUUUGCAGUUUUAACUAAUUUAUACCUUUUCAAACUAUUUUCAUGGAAGAUAGUAAUUGCAGGAAUGGGUCUGCCUUGGUUAGGCUUUACAUUAGGUUUUAUAGUAGCGAAAAUCUGCAAGCAACCCCAAGCCAACAUACGAGCAAUAGCCAUUGAAACAGGUAUUCAGAAUACCGGUGUAGCUAUUUUUUUGUUACGUUUUACAUUAAAGCCACCUGCUGAUGACCUAACUACUGUGCUUCCUGUAUCUACUGCAAUUAUGACACCAAUACCAUUAACAGUUCUAUACAUAAUAAAGUUAAUUUAUCGAUAUAUGCAACAAAACAGAAACAAAAUGGUAUUAGAAAUUGUUCCAUCAUUAGAAAAACUCCAACAAACUACGGACAUUUCUACUAUCACGCAAUUGAAUGAAUCUAAAGUAAUUGAACGAUUGACUGAUAAUUGAUUCAAUUGUGUAGAGUAAUUCCAUGUUUCAAUAACAUUAAAAAAAAUAUAUA
Camponotus floridanus (Florida carpenter ant) is the source of this 1853-nucleotide messenger RNA. Its product is annotated as ileal sodium/bile acid cotransporter. The record is from RefSeq and is a predicted model, not a curated record. The transcript is spliced from 8 exons. NCBI's taxonomy places the organism in Eukaryota, Metazoa, Arthropoda, Insecta, Hymenoptera, Formicidae. Gene Ontology annotation, cellular component: membrane. The coding region runs from base 425 to 1801 and encodes 458 amino acids.